Candidozyma duobushaemuli is the source of this 510-nucleotide messenger RNA. RefSeq lists its product as uncharacterized. The transcript has a single exon. The record is from RefSeq and is a predicted model, not a curated record. NCBI's taxonomy places the organism in Eukaryota, Fungi, Ascomycota, Pichiomycetes, Serinales, Metschnikowiaceae. Bases 1 to 510 code for a protein of 169 amino acids.
AUGUUAUCCCAAGCAUUUAAGAAGCAGAUAGCCAAUCAGAUCAGGCAUUACACAAGAUACUCGAAAAACAGCCAAAUAUACUUGCACGAACUGCCUGGCAGAGUCAUUGCGAAUCUAUCGCAGAACCCAGCAGCAACUGCGAUUGGCUACUCUCCAUCGACCGACAUAGAUCCCAACACCUUCCUGGUGAACAAAAAGUUCGUUGAUUUGCUCAAUUCUACAAUCCAUGAAUCCAUCCAUAAGGACUUUACUUUCAUCAUCGAAGCGGGUGCCAGUGCCCUGACUUUCAUGCCUAUCUACGAUUUCCGUGAAGUGCCCAGAUACUCACGUACACCUGAAGUCGACAGCAUUUUUGGAUAUGUUUUGGUUGAUGAUGGCGGCAAGAUUGUUCCACAAACGUUUGACCCUAAUUCGAUGUACAGAGUGUGCAAUGGUGCUGGGUUGAUUAAGUUGAGUGACUACUUGCACGAGCAAAUGAAGAACAUUACGGAAGCUGAGGCCAAGUCGUAA